AAGAAGAGUCCGAUUGACUGUCUUACCCAUGAAUUUUUAGUAUUUUUUUAUUAUUUUCAAGAAGACUGGGAGUGGGAGGGUCCAAACUCAAAAGCUACCGCGACAGACGGUUGCAAGAAAAUUGUAAAAUAUCAAGCAACAAAGAUUGGGUUUUUCUUUUGCUUCAGAAUUAAAGCAAGGAAGAUCCGUUAAAGUCCUCUAGAUCAGUCAUUAAUGCCGGCUUUUUCAGCUUCUGAGAUGAUUAAUCAAUAAAGGGUUCUUGCUCUCGGCAGCUGCUUGGGAGCGGAGCUGUGAUAGUUCUGAGAAUAGAUAUAUGUUGAGACUUUCUUGGAUUGGGGUCAAAAGGUUGAUCUUGAGCCAGGGGCUGUUUUGCAGUUUUGAUAUCAAACCUUCUUAAGUUUUGGGCUGGCAAUUGCAGAUCUUCAUUAUUCUUGCCUUGUGAAUACCUUGAGGAGCUGUACUAAAUUGGUUUUGCUAUUUGUUCAAUUUGUAAAAGUUGUUCUUGGAUUGCUUGAGGUUUUGGAUUUUUGGGUCAAGAUAACAAGUGUUGGAGAUUUUGUUUGUGGUGAUAUCAUAAGCAGUUCUUGUAUUAGUGAGAUUUCUUGAGCUUAGGGUUCUUGUAUGGUAUGGGAGACUGUACAGCUGCAGCAUCUGUGAUGGAAGCAGAAGAAGACUUGAUUGCUGCGGUGCAGCAUAUUGUGAAAGCAUUGGAGACAAAGCAUAAUUUGACAGAUGAUGCUAGGAAAAUCUUGGCAAAUCUUGGGUCACAGUUAACCAAUAUAACUAGAGUUAGUGAAAGCAGUAAUGAAGAACUUAAAGAACAUGAGGGACUUAAUGAGAUUGAGGAGCAGCUAAAUAAGAUUCAGGAUAAAGUCAUCAAGUGGGAGAAUGAUCGGUUGAUGAUAUGGGAUUGUGGCCCUGAGGAGUCUUAUGAGUAUUUGAAAGCUGUCGAUGAAGCUCGAAAAUUAACGGAGACCUUGGAGAAUAGGAGUCUAAAUAACAGUGGUGAAGAUACGAGUUUGCUGCGUAGGGCUCAUGAUGUUCUUCAGACAGCAAUGGCUAGGCUUGAGGAGGAGUUCAGGCACUUGUUAGUUCAGAAUAGGCAGCCUUUUGAGCCUGAGCAUAUGUCUUUUCGUUCUAGUGAGGACGAUAUCAUUGAGGCGGGCUCUGUUAUUUCCUCUGGGGAUGAUUCUGUCGAAGAUAUAGUCCAAAGAGAUAGCAUGGCUCGAUCCUCGGAGGAAUAUAUCAUCGAGCUGGUGCAUCCAGACGUGAUACCAGACCUGAAGAGUAUUGCCCAUUUGAUGUUUGAUUCAAAUUAUGGUCGAGAAUGUUCUCAAGUGUUUGUUAACGUCCAGAAGGAUGCCCUGGAUGACUGCCUUUUUAUUCUUGAAGUCGAGAAAUUUAGCAUUGAAGACGUUUUGAAAAUGGAGUGGAAUGCAUUGAAUUCCAAAAUCAGGAGGUGGAUGCGAGCUAUGAAGGUUUUCGUGCGGGUUUAUCUUGCGAGCGAAAAGUUGUUGACGGAUCAGAUUUUUGGAGAGCUUGAAUCAGUGAGUUCUGUUUGUUUUGCCGAGUCAUCAAGAACGGCAAUUUUGCAGCUUCUGAACUUCUGCGAAGCCAUAGCCAUUGGGCCCCAUCAACCGGAAAAGUUGAUUCGGAUUCUUGACAUGUACGAGGUGCUCGCAGAUCUUAUUCCAGAUAUAGCGGCUUUAUACUCCGACGAGGCUGGAUCUUGUGUUACAAAUGAAUGCCAGGACAUCCUAAAGAGAUUGGGAGAUUGCGCAAAGGCAACGUUUCUUGAAUUUGAGAAUGCUGUUGCCUCCAAUGUCUCGGCCAACGCUUUUCCUGGCGGUGGAGUCCAUCACCUCACUAGAUAUGUUAUGAACUACAUCAAGACUCUCAUGGAUUACAGCAAAACUCUGGAUGAGGUCUUGAAGGACCAAGACAAUGAAAGUUCACCUUCAGUUUCACCUAACAUGAGUCCCAUCACUGAAGAUGAGAACGUUGGUGAAAGCCCCUCCAGGUCUCCAAUGGCUCUCCGUUUCCGAUCCCUUAUCUCCAUCCUGGAAUGCAAUCUUGAUGAGAAAUCUAAGUUAUACAAGGACGAAUCACUGCAGCACCUUUUCUUGAUGAACAACAUACAUUACAUGGCUGAAAAGGUUAAGAAUUCAGAACUCAGAACCGUGCUAGGCGAUGAAUGGAUACGGAAACAUAAUGGGAAAUUUCAGCAGCAUGCAAUGAAUUACGAGAGAGCUACUUGGAGCUCGAUUCUUGCCUUACUAAAGGAUGAGGGAAUCCAGCAUCCCGGUUCCAACUCUAUAUCAAGGACCAUUCUCAAGGAGAGACUGCAGAGCUUUUAUCUUGCUUUCGAGGAGGUUUACAAGAGCCAGACAGGAUGGUCAGUCCCAGAUUCUCAGCUCCGCGACGAUCUUCGGAUCUCAACUUCCCUCAGGGUAAUCCAGGCUUAUCGAACGUUUGUUGGACGACACAUUAAUCAUAUUAGUGAGAAACACAUCAAGUACACGUCCGAUGAUUUAGAGGUUUUCCUAUUAGAUCUUUUUGAGGCAUCCCCGAAAUCGUUACACGGUAAGAAAUGAUGAUAACCGUAUAUGGUACUGUAGGGACUUGAUUAACGAAGGAACUCGAUAUUUUUAAGAAUUCUUUUUACACUUUUAAAACGUUGUAUCCUACUGUGUAAGAGUUCCAUUCUUGGUUCAUCAGUUGUUCAUCACAUAUCUUGAUAAUAGAAAUUUGAAGUUUUGGGUA
This is a messenger RNA of Sesamum indicum (sesame), 2763 nucleotides long. It is a transcript of the gene EXO70E1, whose product is annotated as exocyst subunit exo70 family protein E1. NCBI's taxonomy places the organism in Eukaryota, Viridiplantae, Streptophyta, Magnoliopsida, Lamiales, Pedaliaceae. Gene Ontology annotation, biological process: exocytosis. Gene Ontology annotation, cellular component: exocyst. Gene Ontology annotation, molecular function: phosphatidylinositol-4,5-bisphosphate binding. The record is from RefSeq and is a predicted model, not a curated record.